Messenger RNA from Kwoniella shivajii, 4815 nucleotides. RefSeq lists its product as uncharacterized. The record is from RefSeq and is a predicted model, not a curated record. Bases 1 to 4815 code for a protein of 1604 amino acids. Gene Ontology annotation, molecular function: ATP binding; ABC-type transporter activity; ATP hydrolysis activity. Lineage: Eukaryota; Fungi; Basidiomycota; Tremellomycetes; Tremellales; Cryptococcaceae. The transcript is spliced from 12 exons. Gene Ontology annotation, cellular component: membrane. Gene Ontology annotation, biological process: transmembrane transport.
AUGGCAUCUCAAGCUGUAUUUGAGAGCUUCAAAGCUCAUGAUGAACCAAUAUAUCAAUGUACUUGGCCACUUCAAAUUGUAUCACAAGCAAGAGAUUUAGAUUUUACACAAUGUUUCGAACAUGCAGUUCUCUUACCUGCUCCUUUGGUCAUGACUAUCUUACUUGGUACGGCUCAAAUAAUCAACACUUCUAGGAAAUUGAAGAAGUCACAAGAACAAGGUGGUUUGAUAUGGCAGAACAGAACAAAGAGAAAUGAGAGAAUAUGUACACUCAAAUUGCACCUCCUCUCUGCAUCAGCCAUCUUCACACUAGUCUCACUCGGUCUUUCAUUCUUCCACGUACGAGAACAUAUACUUUCAACCGUACAUUACCUCUUGUUAUUGCUCGCGGAAGUUACCCUAAUCCACCUCACAACGCUCAAUCAUCAUACCUCUCGGACAUCUUCAUCAUUGGUCCUACUCUUUUGGCCAGCGUAUCUGCUCAUCUUCUUCAUAAGGCUUCGAACGAUGAUCGUCACCGGCGAUCUCAGUAGACACCUUACACAUACAUUACCUGGUAGAUGUUUACUUGCAAGAGAAUCAUUUUGGUUCUUGAGUAUAGUAACUGGAAUGAUCGAUUUCAUUUUGGAGUUGUAUUCACCCGAGAAACGAUGGAAGACAUUCCGUGCAUCGUGGUCAUCAUCAAAGAAAGGUAAAAUCGCUUUAGAUGAUGAAAGCGAUGAAGAGGAAGAACUCUUGAAUGGUGUUGACAGUCUUAACGGAGACGGUCGUGUCUUGCCAAAUUCCGGCAAAAACGAACAUGGUGAUAUUGAAAGUCCAGUUUCAACAGCCAAUAUAUAUGAACAGUUGACUUUCUCGUGGCUCACACCUUUACUCUCAUUGGGCACAAAGAAAUUCCUAGGAGAAGAAGAUAUGUGGGCGUUACCAUCAAACGAUUCAGCUGAAUCUUUAUCAAAUCGAUUACAUACAUCAUGGAAGAAUCAAGUUGAUAUGGUAAAAUCUGGUAAAAAGAAAAAGGCCUCGCUCGCUUUCGCCAUCAUCAAAGCAUUUGGUACCCCUUAUUUAACGGCUGGUUUGUUCAAAGGAUGUUACGAUAUACUCAAUUUCCUUCAACCUCAAUUACUUAGAUUGCUCUUAAGUUUUGUGUCAAGUUACGGAACAGAUAAUCCUCAGCCUCCUGUAGCCGGUUUUGCAAUCAGUAUCUUGAUGUUCAUCAGUGCUAAUGUAGCCACUGCUAUCCUACAUCAAUACUUUCAACGAUGCUUUGAGACCACCAUGCGGAUCCGGGGCAGUCUUGUUACACUCAUUUACCGAAAAUCUCUGGUCCUUAGCAAUGGCGAGAAAUCAGGUCGAACCACCGGUGAUAUCGUCAACCUUCAAAGUGUCGAUGCGGUCAGAAUAGGUGAUGUCUGUCAAUACGGCCAUAUCGCCUGGUCAGGUCCUUUUCAGAUCAUCAUAGCGUUCAUCUCCUUGUACAAACUCGUUGGAUGGCAAGCUUUCAUGGGUGUCGCCGUGAUGGUCAUCAGUCUUCCAGCAAAUACAGUCCUCAAUCGACUGAACAAGCGGUACCAAAGAACAAUGAUGAAGAUCAAAGAUACCCGUACAAGAACCAUGAACGAGAUCUUGAAUAACAUCAAAUCUAUCAAAUUGUACGGAUGGGAAAAGUCGUUCUCUCAAAAGAUCUUUGAAAUUCGAAACAACCAAGAGCUCAAACUGCUCAGAAAGAUCGGUAUCAACUUUGCUUUCGUCAACUUUAUCUGGCAAGGUACACCUUUUCUUGUAGCUUUCUCGACAUUUGCUACCUUUGCCUUGACAAGUGACAGGCCAUUGACAAGUGAAAUCAUUUUCCCUGCCAUCUCUCUUUUCCAACUUUUGAGUUUCCCAAUGGCUAUGUUUGCCAACAUCAUCAAUAGUAUCAUUGAAGCUUCCGUAUCUCUUGGUCGAUUGGAGAACUUCCUUUCCGGGGAAGAGCUGGAUCCAGAUGCUAGAAAGGUGAUCAGCCCCUCCGAAGAUCCUCAAGGUGGACCCAAAAAUGGUGAUACAGUAGUUUCAAUCAAAGAUGGGGAAUUCAAAUGGCUCGCUAGUGCUGAUCAACCAACUCUGGAAAACAUCGAUUUGCAAGUCAAAAAGGGAGAACUAUUCGCUGUCAUCGGUCGAGUAGGUGAUGGAAAAUCGUCACUACUCGGUGCCAUCUUAGGUGAAAUGACUCGUUCAGAUGGAUCUGUCACUGUCAGAGGUGAUGUCGCGUAUUUUAGUCAAAAUUCCUGGAUCUUAUCAGCUACAGUAAAAGACAACAUCGUAUUUGGACAUCGAUUCGAUCCGGAUUUCUACGAAGAAGUCAUCGAUGCUUGCGCUCUUAGACAGGAUUUGGCUGUUUUGACCAACGGAGAUAAGACCGAAGUGGGUGAAAAGGGUGUUUCCUUGUCCGGUGGUCAAAAAGCACGUAUCAGUUUGGCAAGAGCCGUGUACGCCCGAGCGGACCUAUAUCUUCUUGACGACCCCCUCGCAGCUGUCGACUCGCACGUCGGUCGACACAUUUUCGACAAAGUCAUUGGUCCCAAUGGUCUUCUCAAAGGUAAAGCUCGUAUACUUUGUACCAACGCGGUCACUUUCCUUCCUCAAGCCGAUGAAAUCAUUAUGCUGCGAAGAGGAGUAAUCCUCGAACGAGGUCAAUAUGAUGAAGCAAUGAACAACACUUCCUCAGAGCUAUAUAAACUUAUCACGGGACUCGGUAAACAGUCAGCUAAAGGUGAAGAAGACUCUGAUGGAUCUUCCACUCCUACGGUAAUUGAAGACGACAACUCUACUUCAGACAAAGAAGAUGAAUCGGAAUCUGUAGACGAGGUAUCGUCUUUGAGGAAACGAAAAGCUUUCCGAAGAAUGAGCACAGCCCUUAUGAGAAGAUCGUCAAUCGUAUCGCUUAAACAGGCUAAAAGAGAUGCCAUCAAGGAUUUAAGAGAAUCUGCCAAACCAAAAGAACAUAGUGAGAAAGGGAACGUCAAGAAAGAAGUUUACAAAAACUAUAUAUCAGCGGCAUCCAAAACCGGUGUAGCAGUCUUCUUCCUAGCUAUGUUAGCAGGUCAAGGAUUAGGUAUCUUGUCGAAUUUCGUUUUAAGAUCAUGGGCUUCAAGUAAUACAAAAGCUGGAGAUACAAAGGACAUUGUGAGAUAUCUUACUAUCUAUGGAGUUGUUGGAUUAUCAGGAUCAAUCUUGAAUGUUGUUUCAUUCGCUACAUUGAAAAUCGUCAUUGCUCUGAAAUCGGGUAGAAGAUUACAUGAUAAAGCAUUCACACAAUUAAUGAGAAGUCCUCUAAGUUUCUUCGAGCUAACUCCUACUGGAAGAAUAUUAAACCUCUUUUCAAGGGAUAUCUUUGUCAUUGACGAAAUUUUGAUCUUCUCCUUGGGCUCUUUCUUCAGAACUACCACUCAAGUUGUCGGUACGGUAGCUGUCAUCGCUUAUGGUGCACCCUUCGUACUUCUCGUCUUCAUUCCAUUGACUUUCAUCUACCGCUUGGUAAUGAGAUACUACCUCGCCACGUCUCGGGAGUUGAAACGACUUGACGCUGUAUCUCGAUCACCUAUAUUCUCAUUUUUCGGAGAGACGUUAUCUGGAUUACCUGUCAUCAGAGGAUACGGACAAACAGACCGAUUUAUCGCUAAUAAUGAAGCUCGAAUUGAUCGAAAUCAAGCUUGUUAUAUGCCUGCUAUGACUAUCAAUCGAUGGUUAGCAGUCCGACUUGAAUUUUUAGGAAGUUGCUUGAUGUUCUCAACUGCCCUUGUAUCAGUCGCAGCUUUGAUCAAAUUCAAUUCUGUCGAUGCUGGUUUGGUCGGUUUAUUGAUGUCUUAUACCAUUUCAGUCACUGGUACAUUGAAUUGGCUGGUGCGAAGUGCUUCGGAAGUUGAACAGAACAUCGUUUCCGUUGAAAGAGUACUUGGAUACGCAAAUUUACCAAGUGAAGCUCCUGAUUUCGUUGAAGACAAGAAACCAUCUUCAAACUGGCCCGAAAAAGGCGCUAUUGAGUUUGACAAAUUCUCUAUGCGAUAUCGACCUGAACUUGAUCUCUGUCUUCGGGAUAUAUCAUUCAAGAUCAACGGUGGUGAGAGAGUAGGAGUUGUCGGACGAACAGGUGCAGGCAAAUCUUCUUUGACUUUAGCGUUAUUCAGGAUAUUAGAAGCUGCAAGUGGAAGAAUCUUGAUAGACGGAAUUGAUAUUGCGACUAUUGGAUUACAUGAUUUGAGAAGCGUAGUCUCUAUCAUCCCUCAAGAUCCACAAUUGUUUGAAGGUAGUUUAAGAAACAAUAUCGACCCUACAAACGUAUCUUCCGAUGCUGAUAUUUGGCAAGCUUUGAGUCAAUCUCACUUGAAAGAACACGUUACCAGCAAUAUGGGCGGAUCGUUAGAUGCCGAGAUCACUGAAGGAGGAGGUAACUUGAGUGCAGGUCAAAGACAAUUACUUUGUUUCGCACGAGCUCUUUUAAGGAAAACCAAGAUAUUAGUUUUGGACGAAGCUACCAGUUCAAUCGAUUUAGAAACUGAUGAAGCUGUUCAAGAUAUUCUGAGAGGCCCCGAUUUCAAAGGUGUAACUACGAUUACUAUCGCUCAUCGAAUAAACACAAUCUUAGAUUCUGAUAGAGUAUUAGUCAUGUCAGAAGGUAAAACAGCGGAAUUUGAUUCACCUGAAUCGUUAAUCGAGAAAGAUGAAUCGCUUUUCGCCGCCCUGGUCAAAGAAUCGGGAUUAGGUCAAAACCAAAAUCAAACGGCUCCUCAAUCAAAAGCUGCAAGUAGAGCUCCUUCAAUCAAAGGAGGUAAAGAUUGA